UGCGCUUUCGGUGACCUUUCCAAGAGAUGCUUCAAAGCUUUAUUAAAAAUGUUUGGAUCCCCCUGAAGCCCUACUAUACCCAGGUUUACCAAGAGAUUUGGGUAGGAAUGGGGUUGAUGAGUGUCAUCGUUUAUAAAAUCAGGAGUGCUGAUAAAAGAAGUAAAGCCUUGAAAGCGUCAAGUCCUGCGCCUGCCCACGGCCAUCACUGACCGGCUGUACUUGGAGUGCGCGUGGCAUGGAGUGUCCGUCUGGUGUGCGUCUCAGCAUGCGGUUAGUGGGGAACAUAGAGCCCUGCGCACACUUACAGACAUGUUGUGUCCUGUGUGGCGUGAAUAAAUGUUACUGAGGUGCA
This is a messenger RNA of Lutra lutra (Eurasian river otter), 352 nucleotides long. Its product is annotated as ATP synthase subunit ATP5MJ, mitochondrial. Lineage: Eukaryota; Metazoa; Chordata; Mammalia; Carnivora; Mustelidae. Bases 27 to 209 code for a protein of 60 amino acids. Gene Ontology annotation, cellular component: mitochondrion. The record is from RefSeq and is a predicted model, not a curated record. The transcript has a single exon.